Molecule: messenger RNA, 1054 nt
Organism: Mercurialis annua (annual mercury)
Lineage: Eukaryota; Viridiplantae; Streptophyta; Magnoliopsida; Malpighiales; Euphorbiaceae
Exons: 1
Coding region: 90-986 (298 amino acids)
Source: RefSeq, a predicted model, not a curated record
UAUCUGAAAUUUAAUUAUAAAAUCUUUAUAAAUCUCUGUUUAAUUAAACUGCACCAAACCAAAGUUUCUUGAUCGGUUACCUUGAAAAAAUGUCUGGUUUCGUUAGACGGAAGCGAGUCACCGAUCCGCUAGACGACGAUGCAAAAGCUCGAAUCGUCGGCAGCCAACUCAGUUACGUUAGUAGCGGUAGUGAACAUUCUGCUGAUCUUAACGACGAGUCACCGUGCUUAUCUGAACUCGUCCACGGCUUUCUCGAAAUCGACGAAGAUUUCGAGACUCAGUCAUCGUGCAGUAACUACGACUCCGAUUCCGAGCGAGUCGACCUAGUCGCCGAAUGCACCGAGUUCGCCGAAGAUAUUCUAAGAUCAAUCUCAAUCCUCAACGGACUGGAUUCGUACAGAAAUCUGUUAUAUUCUCACGUUUUAAAAGCAACGGAAAUGCAUUACUUAUGGAGAGAUCAAAAACCUGCGUUUAGGCGCAAAGUGAUGUCGUUUUUACGCGAGCUAGGGCACAAUGCAGCCAUUUGUAAAACAAAAUGGGAGUCCUCCGGCGGAUUAACUGGCGGAAACUUUGAGUGCAUCGACGUCGUCGUUUCAAAUUCUCAAACGCGGUACAUUAUCGAUCUCGAGUUCGCUUCACAAUUUGAGAUCGCGAGACCUACGAGUCAUUAUCUAACGCUGUUACAGUCACUGCCUAGGGUUUUAGUCGGAAAAAGUGACGAUUUGAAGCGGAUUAUCAAACUUAUGAGUGACGCCGCUAAAAGAUCGUUGAAGAGCAGAGAUUUAACUCUUCCUCCGUGGAGAAAAAACCGUUACAUGCAAAAUAAAUGGCUCGGGCCGUACCGCCGGACGUCUAAUCAAGUAUCGGGUAACCCGGCCGUGAUCGGAUCAGGAUCAGGAUCAGGAUCACACGUUAAUGCUGUUAAAUGUCGUCUUGUAGGAUUUGACGACGGUGUUAAUAAUUGUUUGUUUGUUCGUACCAGAUAAUUUUAAUUACUAAUAUUUAUUAUUAAUUUCACAAAAUAACAAAUUAUGAGUUUAGGAGUUUUUUUUAA